Striga hermonthica is the source of this 401-nucleotide messenger RNA. Lineage: Eukaryota; Viridiplantae; Streptophyta; Magnoliopsida; Lamiales; Orobanchaceae. The record is from the annotation of a GenBank genome assembly.
AGUAUUUAGGUCAGUUAUGACAAGAUCGAGGAUAGUCUGUCUGGUAAGACAAGACUUAUCCAUCAUUUUCAAUAAGUCAGCGCCCCGAUUCUCAAAUUCUGAAGAAUCUGAGAAAUCGUGGAAGAUAUUAAGUCAUGAGGGACUUCUUCUUGAGGUUAAGUAUAACCUCGGAGGGAGUAAAAAGUUGCAGGUAUUGCAGGUUGAUAUGCGCCGCAGUGGAGAAGAGCCAAUCGACAACAACGAAUCGUGCCAUGAGGAUAACCGAUGUUUUCUAUUGAAGGAUGCCAUGUCUACGUCUCAGUACACGGGGAGAUUACGGAGAGAGUCUUCACUACCAGCAUUCCGAUCGGAGAUUCGCCAGCAGCCAGCAGAGGACGACCCACAUAUUUCAGAAUUUCAUU